Messenger RNA from Melanaphis sacchari, 612 nucleotides. RefSeq lists its product as uncharacterized. The coding region runs from base 1 to 612 and encodes 203 amino acids. NCBI's taxonomy places the organism in Eukaryota, Metazoa, Arthropoda, Insecta, Hemiptera, Aphididae. The transcript has 4 exons. The record is from RefSeq and is a predicted model, not a curated record.
AUGAACGAAAAAUCGUGCCAUCCGAUCACAACGAACAGCCAGCGAGUGACAGUCGAAAUCCCCGAAGGAUUGCCGGCCCUAAUAAUGGUCGUCACUCGAGAGGUGUUGCGUCACAAUCCUGAGGACGAGUGCAAGGCAUAUUUGAUCAUAGCCAGUUACUUGGAAAAAAUGGUCAAAGAAAAUCGCGAAAAACCCAUCUCUUCUAUAAAUAACGAAUGGACCCGUGAAAUUAUUGCUCAAAAUGUGAUAAAAACGGUGGAAAAAUACGGUGUAACGACCGAAUCGGCUAACGAUGCUGCGACUUUAAUACAAAGGGCUUGGAGAAAAUACAAUAAACAAGUUUCGAAAUUAAAACACGAUUCUUUGGAAACAGGAGACCAUAUCCUUUCUAAAGAAUUUCGGGAGGAUAUUUUAGAGGAAAUUAAUUACGAAAACGAUUCUGACGAUAUGGAACGUGUGAACGUAGUAAAAAAAGGCCAGAGAGACUAUGUGCCACCGAUUCCAGAUUUCAUUGACGAUUUAUACUCCUCAAAAUAUGUAGAAAAUGUAAACGGUCAGCCAAAGAAUAUUUCUUAUGAAGACGAAGAAUAUAAUUUUUAUAAUUUACAGUAA